Messenger RNA from Rasamsonia emersonii CBS 393.64, 762 nucleotides. RefSeq names its product SET domain protein. The annotation marks the transcript as partial. The transcript has 2 exons. Gene Ontology annotation, molecular function: protein-lysine N-methyltransferase activity. Gene Ontology annotation, biological process: peptidyl-lysine monomethylation. Gene Ontology annotation, cellular component: nucleus. NCBI's taxonomy places the organism in Eukaryota, Fungi, Ascomycota, Eurotiomycetes, Eurotiales, Trichocomaceae. The record is from RefSeq and is a predicted model, not a curated record.
AUGACGCUUCAGCGACAAUACCUCCCCAUCGAGGCCCUCCCCGCCUGGGCCAGGCUGAACGGCAUCAUCUGCCACGGCGUCGCAUUCGAAUGCUUCCAGUCCUCCGACGGCACGGACAAGGGCUCGGCGGUCAUUGCGAAGGAGGAGAAAUACAAUGGCGAUCCGGCGAGCGAAGAUUCGCGGCCGGAGAUCCUCAUCAGGGUGCCGCCGGAUAUGGUCCUGUCGCUUGAGCUGGUGGAUAGUUAUGCCAAGUCGGAUCGCUAUUUGCGGGAGGUGUUGGAUGCGGUUGGGGAGUAUGGGAGAACAGCUCGAGGCGCUAUCUUGAUCUUCCUCCUGCUCCAAAUCACCUACUCCAGCCAAGAAGACAACGCGCAGCCGAGAAUCGGGGUAUCGAAUCCCUGGUCGGAAUACAUCAAGUUCCUCCCCGCCUCUGUGCCUCUGCCGACGUUCUACACGGACGACGAACGCUCGCUGCUGUACGGCACGUCGCUCAAAGAUGCCGUCGAUACGAAGAUCGCCUCCCUGGAGCGAGAGUUUGAGCAUCUCCGCACCUCGACGGCGAAGAUCCCGUGGUGUGCGCGCGAAUGGUGGGAUGUCGACACGGGGCGAUUGACGUUUGACGACUGGAAGAUGGUCGAUGCCUUGUACCGGUCGCGCGCGUUGGACCUCCCGGGAACGGGCCAUGCGAUGGUACCUUGCGUGGAUAUGGCCAAUCAUGCCUCGGGCGAUGCGACGGUCGCGCUGUACGAGACGGAUGAGGAA